Molecule: messenger RNA, 2170 nt
Organism: Dufourea novaeangliae
Lineage: Eukaryota; Metazoa; Arthropoda; Insecta; Hymenoptera; Halictidae
Product: serine-aspartate repeat-containing protein F-like
Exons: 11
Source: RefSeq, a predicted model, not a curated record
AUGUCUUUGCGGGACCACGGCCCAACGAGCCCUGCGGUCAUCGUAUUCCCGAAGGCAGUUCUCACGAACGAGGCGCCGGACGUAAGGGAGAACCGUACUACUACUACUACUUCUACUAUUGGCGAUGCCCAGGGCAGUAACAUCGACAGUGACAGCGGCAUUCACAUUGGCGAUGAGAAGUGCAGGAACGUCGACAGUGAUAUCGGAAUUCACAUUGACUAUGUCACUGACGGUUACAUCGACAGUUACAUAGACAUUCACAUUGAUGAAGACACUGGCGUUGUCAUGGGCAGUAACAUCGACAGUGACAUCGGCAUUCAGAUUCGCAAUGACCAGGGCAUGACAUCGGCAUUCAGUUUGUCGAUGACGUGGACAUUAAAAUCGAUGGCGAAUGGCGAUGGCGAGGGCGGUAACGUCGACAGAGACAUCGACAUUAACAUCGAUGAUGACAUGGGCAGUAACAUCGACAGAGAUAUCGACAUUCACAUUGGUGAUGAGAAUAUCGUCAACAGUGUCAUCGGCAUUCACAUUGGCGAUGACGUUGGCAUCAAAAUCGACAGUGACAUGGGCAUUCACAUUAGCGUUGAUGAGGGCAGUAACAUCGACAGAGAUAUCGACAUUCACAUUGGUGAUGACAAGUGCAGGAACGUCGACAGUGAUAUCGGAAUUCACAUUGGCGAUGGCGAGGCAGUAUCGUCGACAGUGACAACGGCAUUCACAUUGGCGAUGAGAAGUGCAGGAACGUCGACAGUGAUAUCGGAAUUCUCAUUGACGUUGGCGAGGGCAGUAUCGUCGACCGUGUCAUCGGCAUUCUCAUUGGCGAUGACCAGGGCAGGCUGUAACGUCGACAGAGACAUCGACAUUCACAUUAGCGUUGAUGACGGGAGUAUCAUCGUCAGAGAUAUCGACAUUCACAUUGACGAUGACACUGACGUUGACAUGGGUAGUAACGUCUACAGUGAUAUCGGAAUUCACAUUGGCGAUGGCGAGGGCAGGAUCGUCGACCGAGUCAUCGGCAUUCUCAUUGGCGAUAACGAGAGCAAUAACAUCGUCAGUGACAUCGGCAUUCACUUUGACGAUGACAAGGGCAGUAACAUCGACAGUGACAACGGCAUUCACAUUUGUGAUGACCAGGGCAUGACAUCGGCAUUCACAUUUGUGAUGACCAGGGCAGUAACAUCGACAGUGACUUCGGCAUUCACAUUGGCAGCGACAUGGGCAGUGAUAUCGACAGUGACACCAGCAUUCACUGUCAUCGGCAUUCACACUAGCGAUGACGAGGGCAGCAACGUCGACAGCGACAUCGGCAUUCACAUUGGUGAUGAGAAGUGCAGUAACGUCGACAGUGAUAUCGGAAUUCACAUUGGCGAUGAGAAGGGCAGUAACAUCGGCGGUGACAUCGGCAGUCACACUAGCGCUGACGAGGGCAGUAACAUCGACAGUUACAUAGAAAUUCAGAUUGGGGAUGACACUAACGUUGAAAUGGGGCGUAGCAUCGACAGUGACAUCGGCAUUCACAUUGUUGAUGACAUGGCCUGUAACAUCGACAGCGACAGCGCCUUUCCGAUUGUGAUGAUACUGACGUUGACAUGGGCAAUUGAGGAUGACACUGACGUUGACUUGGGGUGCAACAUCGACAGUGACAUCGGCAUUCACAUUGCCGGUGACAAGAACAGUAAUAUCGACAGUUACAUCGAAAUUCAGAUUGAUGAUGACACUGACGUUGACAUGGGCACAAUUCAGAUUGAGGAUGACACUAACGUUGAAAUGGAGCGUAGCAUCGACAUUGAAAUCGGCAGUCACAUUGGCAGUGACAUGGGCAGUAACAUCGACAGUGACAUCGGCAUUCACAUUUGUGAUGACCAGGGCAGUAACAUCGACAGUGACAACGGCAUUCACAUUGACAAUGAGAAGUGCAGUAACGUCGACAGUGAUAUCGGAAUUCACAUUGGCGAUGGGAAGGGCAGCAACAUCGGCGGUGACAUCGGCAGGCACACUAGCGCUGACGAGGGCAGUAACAUCGACAGUUACAUAGAAAUUCAGAUUGGGGAUGACACUAACGUUGAAAUGGGGCGUAGCAUGGACCGUGAAAUCGGCAGUCACAUUGGCGGUGACAUGGACAGUAACCUCGAAAGUGACAUCCGCAUUCUCAAUUGGGCUAACGAGGGCA